Messenger RNA from Lemur catta (Ring-tailed lemur), 906 nucleotides. RefSeq lists its product as uncharacterized. The record is from RefSeq and is a predicted model, not a curated record. NCBI's taxonomy places the organism in Eukaryota, Metazoa, Chordata, Mammalia, Primates, Lemuridae. The coding region runs from base 1 to 906 and encodes 301 amino acids. The transcript has 5 exons.
AUGUUUCCACACAAAGUAGUCAGGAAACAAGAAGUCUCUUCAGCAAACCUUCCUCUGAAACAAGGAGCAAACGAAAAAGACGAAGAGAAGGAGUAUCUUCGAUACCGAAAUACUUUCCUGGAGCUGAAGGGUGUCUUUAAGCCUUUGCCUCUCCGUCGCACCCAGAGGACCCCAGCCAGCAAUCGGCCCUUCCGGGUUCCUCUUCUCAUGGAGAGCAAAGAUACAUGGUUUGCUUCACAGCUGAUUUGUCCUGCAGUCCUAAGGAGAAUAUUGUGUGGGAAAGAAGGGGACAUAUGUCGAUGUAGCCCUCACAGCAUCGCUGAAGUGACAGACCUGGAGUAUGAUCGCCUUAUAAGCAGGCAGCUGUCCUCUGUGGAUCAGAUCAUCAUAGUCUGUGUGUUCUCAGCCAAGAAGGACAAGAAUAUAAAUGAGGUGGCCAAAGUAUAUAGAGAACUGAAUAGAUCUAGAAGCAUGCCUUGCAUUCAGAGUCAUUUGGAUUCCUUUCGAUUGCUCAAGUACAACAUCACCUCUGCAUCUAAAUUUACAGGCAGCAAUUGUCCACUUCUGGUUCAAAGGCACAAUGUCAUCCCAGGAAUUUUUUUGGAGACAUGGGAGCCAGGGCAGGCCCAAGGAUCUCAGCAGCAGACACUGGGCACCUUCCGUCCAGUGCACUGCCCCCAGCUGGCACGAGCUUCUAGUGUUGUCUACCUCGACCCUGUUUGCAACCCAUCCGUCCAUCCCGCGGCCUCUGCCUUCCUAACGCUUCCAGAAUCCGACCUCUCCCACCAGCCCACCACGGGCAAGAGUCGCCCUCUUGCCAAACAGCCCCCGACUCACCUUCCUGGAACCCUCCACUGUUCUCCACGGAGCAGCCAGAGGAAUCUCAUAAAACAUACAUCAGAUUAA